Microthlaspi erraticum is the source of this 351-nucleotide messenger RNA. Lineage: Eukaryota; Viridiplantae; Streptophyta; Magnoliopsida; Brassicales; Brassicaceae. The record is from the annotation of a GenBank genome assembly.
AUGUUAAUUCUACUAGUUCUCCCCAAAAAUGAAAAUGUUUCUGUAGAAGGGUUUGCAAGAGGCUUUACCUGUAGGCGGGAAUCUCCUCAGCCGAGGAAUUUUAGACUCUGCUUACUGUAUCCAUUGCGGAGAGCUGGAGACAACAGAGCACCUUUUCCUCCAUUGUCCUUAUGCGGUAGCAGUUUGGGAGUUAGCUCCGUUCUCUGCAACCAUAAGUACAAACCAGAUCCACACCUUCUCGGCAACUCUAUCCUCAUCCAAAAGCUGGAUCUGCCUUCCCCCUGUUGGCGCAGGAUUGGGACCUCUCUUUCCAUGGAUGUUGGUCCAUCUAAAAAACAAGAAACACCCUAA